AUGACCGUCUCGCACAUCCAGUACUUUGAUGAGCAAUGUAACGCGUACAUCGACUUGGACGACGAAUACAACUCAUGGAAUGACUUCAUGCUUCAAACGUACAAGCGAUUGAGCGUUCGGCAUGAGCCCAUGGCUGACGGCAUUGGAACUCGAUCCUUGAACCUCCCUCAGAAUGGAUCUGAACUAACCACGAUGAGCCGCACCGACUUGAAAGAUCAGGAUGGAUCUGCCAGUGACUUUUACGAGGGGGAGUCUGUGAAGCAGGAAGCUCAGAGCUUGACAACGUCAAAGCAAGAAUACGAAAGGUUAGCAAAUGCCGUGAUCACCGAGUGUGAGAGUACCGAACCGAAGAUGCUGGAUCUGGGAUUACGGAAAGAUACGAGCGAGAAUGAAGCAAGGCAGGCACUGAAGAAUGCGAUGAGGCUGCUCACAAAGCAUAACCUGAAAGUUACCUCAACGGUCUUCGAUGUCAACACUUUCACACGACUAUUCAGAAGGAAAGCUGCUCAGGUUGUCUUCUAUGGAAUCCAAACCAAUGCUGUUUGUGCAGCGUAUGCUUACGCUGCGUCCUUCAACAGGAUAGUGAAGAAGCUUACAGUGCCCAACAUACGGCGCCUUCACUCGUGUAUGGAGAGCGAGCUGACCAUUCGAUCAAGCUACCGCGCUGGGCUUGUGGAAGGCCUUCGCGUCAUCACGCCCCCGGUUUCCUCCUUCAUGUUCGAUCCCUCUCCGUGCUCGCAAACCACGACGGAGCUGGACGUUGAGAAGAGAAAGCAAUAUGAAGAUAUUGUGAACGAGGAAAGAAAGUUGGGUGAAAGCAGUCAAGAAGAUUUAGGAAAAGAGCAGCAAGAAAGACAAAUGCAGCGAAUGAAUGCGAUCAUCCUGCACGCAAAGAACGUCGGGGAAGAGGUGCUCAAGGAGAAUUUCCUGACGAUGCAUUGGCUGUUUCAGAACAUCAAGUUGUAUAAGGGCCGAAAAUAUCAUCUGUGGGGAGUCGAGAAGAAUCUGCACGCCUAUCGCAGGGGGAAGCGAGAUUCACACAUGGUCGACAUUCUCCGUCGGGGCAUCACUACCAAGAGGUGA
This is a messenger RNA of Guillardia theta CCMP2712, 1083 nucleotides long. RefSeq lists its product as hypothetical. NCBI's taxonomy places the organism in Eukaryota, Cryptophyceae, Pyrenomonadales, Geminigeraceae. The record is from RefSeq and is a predicted model, not a curated record. The transcript is spliced from 9 exons. Bases 1 to 1083 code for a protein of 360 amino acids.